CCGCCCGCCUGACCAUGUCUCUCGCCCGGGCCGCCGCCGCGCCCCUCCGCCGCGCUGCUCUUGCCCGCGCCGCCCCGGCCGCGCGUGCCUUCAGCACGGCCAGUGCCGACGGCGUCAAGGUCGCUGCUGCCGUGAGUAUGCCUGUGCGCCGGCAGGCCUGCUGCGGCCCGGAUGCGGGCGUGCUCGGCGCUGUGGUUGCCAGGAGGACGCGGCUAUUUGGAGCUUUCAGCCCGUGUCCGCGUCGCUCGAGCCUCGGAGCGCGGCUCGAGCACGCGCCUCGUCAGGAGACAGUACGGCAGCCGACAGAGGCUGACCGGCCGCGCGCUGCAGGACGAUGGCUCGCAGACGACGAGCAUCACCGUCGCCAUCAAUGCCGGCCCGCGCUACGAGACUUCGGCUGGUGUUGCGCACAUCCUCAAGAACUUCACGUUCAAGUCGACUGCCCAGCGCUCGGCCCUGCGCCUGAUCCGCGAGGCGGAGCUGUACGGCGGCCUGCUCUCGAGCAGCCUGAGCAAGGAGCACCUCUUCCUCACCGCAGAGUUCCUGCGCGGCGACGAGGACUUCUUCGUUCAGGUCCUUGGCGAGGUGCUCUCGUCGUCGAAGCUGCUUGAGCACGAGUUCCAGGAGGAGGUGCUGCCCUCGGUGGCCUCGGAGUUCAGCUCCGUGCAGGCCUCGCCCGCAGCGCUUGCCUUCGACGCCUUCACGCAGGCGGCCUACCGCCAGCGCGGCCUCGGCGCGUCGCUGUACGCCUCGCCCAUCACGCCCGUCUCGCACGACGCCGCCGUCUCCUUCGCUCGCGCUGCCUUCGCCAAGUCGAACCUGGCUGUGCUCGGCUCGGGCAUUGACGCUGGCGCUCUCGCCUCGCUUGUCUCGAAGCACUUCCAGGGUGUUGCGUCGUCGGGCAGCGUCGCUGCCGGUGCGUCGAAGUACUUUGGCGGUGACGCGCGCAUUGCCUACGCACCCGCGCACUCCGACAGCCCGCGCGCCAGCGAUGGCCACGUCGUGUUCGGCUUCGAGGGCGCUGCGCUCGGCUCGCCAGAGCUGGCCGUGCUGCGCGCCCACCUCGGCGGCGAGGCGGCCGUCAAGUGGUCGACCGGCCUCUCGCCGCUCGCUGCCGUGUCCGCAGGCCACCCGGGCGUGCAGGCCAACGCCUUCAACCUCGGCUUCUCGGACAGCGGCCUCUUCGGCGCCCACGUCUCGGCACCGCACGCCAAGAUUGGCGAGGUGGCCAAGGCCGCUGCCCAGGCCUUCAAGAAGGCUGCCGACAGCAUCUCGUCGGAGGACCUGAGCCGCGCCGUUGCCAAGGCAAAGUUCGAGGCCGCCGCCGCGCUCGAGAACCGCGCCACCACGCAGGCCGUUGCCGGCGCACAGCUCCUGAACGGCUCUGAGGUCCAGUCGCUCGAGGAGGCCUUCUCGAAGUUCGAGGGCGUCAAGGCAGAUGCUCUGUCUUCCGCCGCCGGCAAGCUGCUCAAGAGCAAGCCGACACUCGUCGUCGUCGGCGACGUGCAGAAGCUGCCGUACGCGGACGAGCUGUUCUGA
Messenger RNA from Tilletiopsis washingtonensis, 1539 nucleotides. Its product is annotated as putative QCR2-40 kDa ubiquinol cytochrome-c reductase core protein 2. Gene Ontology annotation, cellular component: mitochondrion. The record is from RefSeq and is a predicted model, not a curated record. Gene Ontology annotation, molecular function: metal ion binding. Bases 172 to 1539 code for a protein of 455 amino acids. NCBI's taxonomy places the organism in Eukaryota, Fungi, Basidiomycota, Exobasidiomycetes, Entylomatales. The transcript is spliced from 6 exons.